AUGGAGGCCGUUUGGUUACGGAGACCUCAGUCACCCUCUAUGUGCGCUUGUAAUUUUUCCUUAGCACCUGCAAUUCGUGCCGCACGUCGUGCUCGCCGCUGCAUAGGAUGUUGCCUCUCUCGGCCUCACGAGGGUGGAGCAUCCUAUUUUGUUUUCCAACCUGAAGGGCAAGCUGCCGUCCUCAUCACCGGCUGCACCGGAGGCAUCGGCCAGGCGACUGCACGCACCUUUGCCCGCUCCGGCUGCUCAGUAGCAGUGCACUACCAGGCGGCAUCCUCGCACGCCAAGGCAGACACGCUCAUCUCCGACCUCAAGGCCAUUGCCAGCUCCGACGCGCGGUUCGCCAUCUUCCAGACAGACCUGUCGAACUACGACGAGGUGCGCCGCCUCCAUGCUGAGGUUGUGCAGCAGAUCGGGCAUCCGGACAUCCUCUUCGCAAACCACGGCAUCGCGGGGCAUAAGAUUGGCCCACUGCUGGGCAAUAUCAACGACGUGCCCAUGGAGGUGUUCGAAGAGAUGUGGUGGACGAACACCGGCACGAGCUACAUGUUUGCGCAGCUCUGUGUGCUGCACAUGGAAGCGCAGAAAUACGAACACGUCAUUUUCACGUCGAGUAUCGCUGCAGGUAACAGCGGAGUCAUCGAACCCCACUACACAUCAUUCAAAGCCGCCCUGCAUGGCCUGGUCCACUGGCUCUCCCUGUGGUACGCCAAGGACGGAAUCAAAUCCAGUGCAAUUGCACCCGCACUCAUCGAGGAUACCGCCACGAUGGCGAACCUGAUGCCUGAGAUGCGGAGCAAGACCCCCAUCGGGCAACUUGGGAAGCCCGACAAGAUGGCCUGUGGGGGUCUUGCUGCAGUCACCCUCUUCCCCACUCGUACUCGCGCCGACGCCCACGCACAUGAAGAGCAGCAGUCAGAAGCUGGGGCAGGACUCGUGUGGCGGGUCACGCAAACAUAUCAGCAUGCCGUCCCUGGUGUCCACGAGCCGGCGGGCAAGCCAGCAGCAGGUGCGGGAGCGCGAGAGGGAGCGGGAACGCGAGGGAGAAUGCGAUGCGGGGCUUAG
Molecule: messenger RNA, 1065 nt
Organism: Sparassis crispa
Lineage: Eukaryota; Fungi; Basidiomycota; Agaricomycetes; Polyporales; Sparassidaceae
Product: 3-oxoacyl-reductase
Exons: 6
Coding region: 1-1065 (354 amino acids)
Molecular function (GO): oxidoreductase activity, acting on the CH-OH group of donors, NAD or NADP as acceptor
Source: RefSeq, a predicted model, not a curated record